UCAUUGUAGUGUAUGAGAUUUUUCAAUAAUAAAUCCUCCGUACGUCGUAGACGUCGAUCAAGAAAACGAAGAAAACAAACUUUGCAUCAAAAAUUUUGUUUUGAGUUGUUUUGCAAAAUUGCUUUAGGAUUAUCGUUUGAAAUUUUGUAAGGAAGCAUCUCAGAAUAUCGAACUAUUGAAGUGGUUAAAGUGAAUUAGUGGUAAUAGAAUUACAGGAUAAUUUCUGGUGAAGAUAAAAAGUGACGAAACCUUACACAAAACUCUUCUGUAGAGUGAUUUAUUCCCAAAAACUAGAAGCUUGUAGUAAACAAUCUAAUUAUGGAUGCAUCCAGUGAGGAAAAGAAAGUAAUAGUGCCAAUUAGGCAGGACCAACAUUUCAUCGCAAUCGUUAACAGUCUGCUGGACACCCUCGGGGAGAAAGAUGAACAGCUCAGAAGCACCACCGAAGCAUCGCUGAUAAGGAUUGCCAAGCGUCGACAUGACGAAAUCGUAGAAGUGUUCUGCGAGUACCGCAAGAAGCACCCGAAGCUGGGAGACGCCCAAGCUUCGAUUAUAUUAAGAGUGAUAGAACACGUCGUAAUCAAUCUCAUGGACCAAAUCACACAUGAAACGGCAUCCAAGUGCGUCGAGUACAGUGUGAAUGAGAUAACGCGAUCACCGGACCAGCAAGCAGACGUCCAAAACCCAUGCCGGGAAAUUCUGGUAUCAGUCGGCAGACGGUACUGCAAGGAAGUAAUGGAUGCACUGGCGAAACAUGUGGAACAACACCAAGUUGCCCAUUUUAUGAUACUGUACUCGAUGGGAUCGCUAGCCACAGCCAACAUCUUGGAAUCGAUUCCGCUGAUAAAACCCAUUUUAGGGUUUAUACUUCCCACGCUUUCCUCUAUCAAACAAGACUACGUACGACAGUCGUACGCAUUUGCAAUCGGACGAUUUUGCGAAGCAUUCUGUGAAUACAAGGAACAUCAGCGUCUCCAUCCGAAUGAGGAAACUCCGAUGAAAACCGGAAUCACACAUGAUAUAGCCGAUGAAGUUGGAAUAGCAUAUGAUUUGUUUCAAAGUCAGUGGCUGCCGUCACGCGAGCCUAAACUUUCGUAUGAAGUUCUUGUCUCCCUAUCGUAUAUGUAUCCUUUGCUAACGGUUGAGAAAAUUAACGAUGGAUUGAUGAAAGUGAUACCAGCUACACUGGCACUCUACCGACGCAGUGUAGAUCGAAGUGUUGUAACGCAAUACUUAGCAUCGAUCAUAAAAACCGUACUGGCUUUGAACUCGACCCUGCUGUCCGGCUUAUCAGACAACAUUAUAGCGUGUCUAUUCGACCUUGUAUGCGUCAACCCAGACUACGAAAAGCCACAAACCGUCAAAGGUCACUAUGAGGUUCUCCGAUGCUUCGAUCUAAUGGCUAACGAUUACGGCGAUAAGAUUAUCGAAAUACUAAUCAUCCACCUACGCAGCAACAAUGAACGCGAAAGGAUCAAAUCCUUACUCGUGCUGACUCAUCUUACAAACACAUCGGAGCGAGUCAUCAACGAGAAGCAGCACGAAAUAACGACCAUACUGAAGACGAUGCUGUCUGCGGAGCGAUCUAUCAAGCUGAAAAUGGUGCUGCUGAAGACGAUCGUUGCAUUCACGCAGCGGAGCUUCGUGCACGAGAAGGAAUUCGUGACUUUUUUGAUAAAAGGCAGCUGUAAGUUGAAUAAGUUCAACACAGAGCACGGCACUAAUGAUGAAUAUCUGGAGUUUGUGCAAGCAUGCAACAAUACGCUGGUCAUACUGUCGUCUACUGUUGGCACAAUUGACGACAUAUUGAAAAUGGAACUUCUGCAAAGUUACCUCAGAUUGGAAUUCACCGACAUUUGCAGCACGAUUGCCAAAUGUUUGGCGAAUCUACUGACAAAAAAUCCGGAAAUUAAUCGCGUCCCAGAACGACGGAACCCAUUCGACGAGAAUGAACCCAGCGAAGAUAUCAGACCACCGAAUCCGAUAUCAAUUUUUGUUCGUUCGCUGGCACUAUUGGGCAACUUUUCCGAAACAAGCAGGGUGCAGAAUGUUCUAGCAUUCCUCAAAAGCUAUUGCACCAAUCUGUACAAGCACCUGGCGCCCCUGUGGAAUGAACGAAUUGGAAACGUACUCGCGGAACUGGGUAAUGGAAACAGUAUGGACCAGAAUCGAUACGAUUUGGUUUUGUUUGAUUUUCUACAAGCGACGAUCAAGGACGUGGAUGAGUUUAAGUUUGUUGAGGGGAUCAUCGCAGAAAUAUUCCAGCAACUACCUCUGUAUCAACCGAUAUCGACUAGUUCUAGCCAGCAACAGAUCGAGUUCAAGGUUCCGACUCUAGAUCAGGAGAAACGAAUGCUGGUCAAAGUUUUGGGAAUGUGCCUUUGUCACUCAGUGGACGAACAUUUGAUAACGAACAAAAUCGAUUUGAUAGUGGGAUUGGCCAAAGCCGAAAAGCUGGAGAAGAAUGCCCUGAAUGAGGAGUACGAGCAACUUGUCAAGGAUCAUGCGCAAGCCUUGGGUUUCGUUUCGGUUGAACACAGUGAAAAAGUUAUGAAAAAACUUCUUGCUUUGGUGAUCGACGACGGGACAGUGAAAAAAUCUGGAAGCUUUUUCUCGAAUUUAAACUUUAUCAAGGAUACGAGCAAAGAACAGGAAACCUUCAAAACGAAGGUUAUGGUUCUGCAAGCGUUGAACUUUGUGGUGACCAAAGCUCCUCAGGAAAAAGUAGUUCGUCUUUUCGACGAAACCGUUAUAAACUACUUGACUGCUCAAUUCGACAACAAAGAAUUGUUUAUCAGAAAGUUAAUUCUUAGCACGUUACUUAGCCUAGCCGAUAUUCUACUACUUAAUCCAAAUGCUUUACCCGAAGAUCAUAUGAACAACUUCAAAAACAAGAAUGAGCUUCUCAAAAUAUGCAUGAAUAUAACAUGUGACUCGCAGAAUGAAUACCUCCCGUUGUUCCCGCUUAUUCUAAAAUUGUCUACGGCUCUUAUCAAGCUCAACGGCGAAGAUGAAAAUGUGGAUGUCAAUGGACUACUGAACACCGCUUGUUUCUAUUUCUUCACAACGGCUCAGAACUUGAAAAGCAAGUUUGACUCAAUAGAAGAAGACAAUCGAAACAGUUAUCUAGCAAAGUACCUAAAUUUGUCGCUGCCAGAGCUAAAUCAGUUUAUUAAAUCUAUCCUCGAACAACAAAACGGAUCACCAGCCUGUCUGGAUGACAUAAACUCGAUCCUAGAGAUUUGGCUCAAGGAUCGGAAUAACGAGGUUCGCAUUUGUGCCGGUCACGUGUACAACAAUACGCUGGAGAUAUACAUGCGGGCGAUGAAGAUUGGCUAUGAAGCGCCGUCCAAGUUCAAUCAAACCGGAAGCCUGUUGGGAAAAAUUAUCCCACGUUGCAUUGAUUCCAAUGCCACAGUCCGACAGACGGCCAUUGAUGUGCUGAAAAAGAUUUUGGAAAUAGCUUGCAUAUAUGAAACCUUGACGAUCGCGGACAAUCGCGUAGAUUGGGUGAAGGAACUGGAUUCGAUAAGGGACGAAAUUGUGACAGACGAUGCAAAGGAUAUCUAUCGGAUUGCCGGACAGUUGGCGAACAUAAUUGCACAGCGUCUUUCGAGCUAUCAGUACGUGCAGUUCAGCAAAUGUUUGCUGUACAGUUUGAAUGAUCCAGAGCAAAGCUCGGCCAUCGGAGCUUCGGUGGUUUUGAAGUUUUUCAUGCAAGUGAAGGGAGCUGAAAUGUUCCAUGCUAUCCCGGAGCUGGUCAAGGAGUGUCUUUAUGCAGUGAAAAUUUGCGAGGUUUCAAGAGCGCGAUCAGGAGUGCUGAAAUCAAUGCUGGCUCUGACCAAACACCACCCCAAACUAGUGUGCAAUGAAAUUCUCGGCCAGAGUUUACCAUUGGAAGAAAAUGUUAUAGACUACUGGCGCAUAAUAACAUUGGAUGCAGAAUUGACCGGUAUAAUAUUGGAUAACUUUAUUGGAGCCGUCACCACAUCUUGCCUCUACGAGCAACAACACCAGGAAAACCCUCGUGAUGAUGCCCAGAAAGCAGUCACACUUAUGCCGUUUUCAAUCAUUUGCGUUUUCUAUGAAAUUUUCAAAUGUCACGAUAUAAAAUCGGAGCUGAAGGCAAGAUUUACGGAAAUCUUCUGUAUGCUUCUUUCAACGUUAGCGACCUACAUAAAUCUACUUCCACCGUGCAACCAUUCGAUUCCUCAAGAGGGAUCAAAUGUAACCAUUCCCAAAAGCGUCAAACGUGGGAAAUCUAUCAUCAAAGAUGCGAGAAUGAAUCCGUGUCAGAUCGCUUUGGACACAUUUAAGACUUUCCUGGACACAUUGGAAAUGCAGCAAAUAUCCAACGUACUUUGCAUAUGCCCCGACUUAGCUUCCAGUACCGAUCUGAAUAGUUUCAUUGAAAUUCUAACGCCUUUAAGCGUGGCAACAGCGAGUGAAGUAGGCAUCAAUUCAACUACCAUGAAGCAAAUCGUUACCACGUUGAGUAAAUACGUGAGCAGUCCUUAUGAUACGCAAAGGAUUGCAUCUACCGGUUUCUACUCUCACCUAGUUCCGUUGAAACCAUGCGGCGAGAUAUCAUCAGUCAUUAUGCUUCAUCUCAAUUCUUCUCUCAACGAUCCGAAUCCUCUAGUACGAGGCCUUAGCAUUCGCGGAAUGGCCUAUCUAUGCAAUCUCACGGAGCACGAUAUCGACAAGUACUCCGAAAUGUGUCUGACGGCACUGCUCAAGGGAAUCGAUGACUACAACAAGAACUGCUUUAUCAACAUCCCCUUGGAAAGCAUGCGAGGACUUUCCAAAAUACUGCAAGCCCUUCCACAAGACAAGUUCCAAAUGUUCCAGGUAUCGCUGGCCAUUCGGAUCAAACCGUUUUUCGAGAAUGCUUCAACGGAGUUGCGGGAAUCGGCCAUUCUGCUGUUUGGGGACCUUUGUCAUCAGAAAGCAACCCUAGCACAGCAACAGCAGAUCAAUGGAUCCACCGAUUCGGACGAAACUCUUGUUUCGGAGUCUCUCAAGGAACAACUGAAAGGAAAUUUGUGCUCACUACUGUUGCACUUGAGUGAAGAAAAUAACCUAAUCGCAAGGGCUUGCAAAAUUACCUUGAAAAAUGUGUGUGCAUUACUGGAAACUGAAAAGAUGAAUCAGUUGGCUCAAAAUCACCUCCUGGAACACGGUCAGUUGCAGUAUGGGAAUUUCAUUAAGGAUUUCGUGAAGCAUAUUGGUGAAGAGCUGCCAGAAUCAGUGAAUGAUUUCAUCGAUGCCUGCCUUCCAUUCUUGCGAAGUCAGUGGCCAGAAAUACGGGGAAACGCUGUAAUUUUAAUAGGUUUACUACACACCCAGCAUAAAUCGACAUACCAGGUUGACGCCGUGGGGCAUAAAAUUUCUCUUCUACUGAAGGACGAGGAUGCCGGUGUGAAGACAAAGGCUGCUGAAGGGCUGGGCUAUAUUUAUGGUGAAUGUUAGACAACUUUCUUCGCCGGAUCGCUAGCUAGAGGUGUGAAUGAUCUUUGUAUUUUCAUCUGUUGUAUUUAUUCAGAUCAUCAAUCCGUAAGGUAGAAACGUGCUUAAUCAAAACUUUAUGCUGAAGAAAUGCUUUAUAAGAGGGCUCGUGAUAAUGUUCGAGACAUAUACUGGUCAAUAUUUUAUACGGAAUAUGAAUCAUUUAUUAAACAAAAA
Aedes aegypti (yellow fever mosquito) is the source of this 5685-nucleotide messenger RNA. It is a transcript of the gene c11.1, whose product is annotated as maestro heat-like repeat-containing protein family member 1. Lineage: Eukaryota; Metazoa; Arthropoda; Insecta; Diptera; Culicidae. Gene Ontology annotation, cellular component: cytoplasm. The record is from RefSeq and is a predicted model, not a curated record. The coding region runs from base 319 to 5472 and encodes 1717 amino acids. The transcript is spliced from 9 exons.